CCGCCAGAAAAUUUGACGCGGGAAGAGAUUGAGGUUUGGACAGAGAAGAAACAAACGCCCAUCAGGUUGAGGGUGUUCAACAUCAUGAAAAGUUGGUUGGAGAACUAUUACAUUGAACCCACCAGUUUGCUCAGGGUCAUUGACAAACGGCAACAACAAGACAAGGCUCCCACCUUCAAGGUAAUGGUGCUCACAAAUUCCGUGCCACCACCACCAUCCAUCCUACCAAAGAACAUGAAGAAAAUAAAAUUCUUGGACCUUGACCCGUUGGAAAUUGCCAGACAGUUGACGAUCAUUGAGAGCAAGCUUUAUAAUAAGAUUCAGCCCGUGGAAUGUUUGAAUAAGGCGUGGAGUAAGGAAGAAGGCGUUGGCGGCGAA
Acaulospora colombiana is the source of this 378-nucleotide messenger RNA. The record is from the annotation of a GenBank genome assembly. NCBI's taxonomy places the organism in Eukaryota, Fungi, Glomeromycota, Glomeromycetes, Diversisporales, Acaulosporaceae.